Molecule: messenger RNA, 1821 nt
Organism: Pestalotiopsis fici W106-1
Lineage: Eukaryota; Fungi; Ascomycota; Sordariomycetes; Amphisphaeriales; Sporocadaceae
Exons: 1
Coding region: 1-1821 (606 amino acids)
Source: RefSeq, a predicted model, not a curated record
AUGGCUGAUCGUCCAAAGGAUGAUGGUGGCCAGCCAUCAUCCGUCAGAGGAAAAAAUGACAACCACCGCAGUAAGGUUCUCUCGCGCAAGGGGCGCAACUCAACGACUCGGCUCAUGGAGAUGGACCUCGACUACGGCUUGUCCUCCAGCUCCGACGACGACGACCUCCCACAGAAAGAUGGUCGCCCAGUCACACACCUGGUACUGAGCGCGGGCGAGCGCUACACUACGAAAGAGGAGGAAGUUAUUGGAAAAGACGUCUACUUCACCACUGACUACGACCCAAGAUGGUCCGACAAUAUGCGCAAGGUUCUAAACUUUUUGACGCAGCACCCUAACCAUCUUCUCGCCGAGGGCAUUCGUAGAGUUUACAAAUAUCAGCACCUCACCAAGGACCACAAGGACAAGACCCGAUACAUGCCCAUCGGAGAGGAGCUACCGCCGGUCGACCAGCGCGAGCGCCCGUUGGUGUUCACUCACGCAAACAUGAAAACCCACGCGAUCGGAUCAGCAUUUCGGCGUCUCAGAAUCCAUCAUUUGAGUGGAGAGCAAUGCUUGUUUAUGGCUCAAUACGAGUUCCUCACUAUGGCACCCUCGUUGUUCGUUGAUGAGGGUAUAUUCAUCAAAGAUGUGAUUGUGACGCCCGAUAUCGACCAAGCCUCUGGAGCCGAACUCCGAAAUGGCGUUCGAAUAUUCCAUCUGAGCCCCGGACAGAAAGCCAGAGUCGAAGCGAGCAUGUAUGACGCGACGCCCGACAACGCUUGGAACAUGAACUUCUUUCGAUCCACAAUGGUCUCACUGAUUCGAUCUGGAUUACCCGCCGCGGUUCGCGAAAAUGUCGAGUUAAACCUGAGAGCAUGCGACCCGAGCAAGGAGGUCUCAGAAACGACCGCAUGGAAGGGCUGGGAACAGAGAUGGCCCGAUGGCGAAACAAUGGUUCCGUUGACAUUGACCGAGUACGAGAUCAUGCGGUGCUUUUUGCUGGGUCGCGAGCAUGCCAAAGUCACGUCUGCAGUAGAGAAUUUUGGUCUGCAAUGCUAUCGACAAUCAUUGAUUAUGUUUAUUGGAUGGCAGCCGAUUAAGCUGAACGGCGAUGGACACGGGGAGACUAUCGCCAAUGGUGAAGUUGUCUUGCCCGGCCAGGCAAAAAGCAGCUUCUUGAUGGGAUCAACCCCUCAAAACGCUUUGGAGAUAUCUAGCGAUGAUGAGAACACGGCUCCAUUCCCCAAGAAAGGACGUUCCAUCAUCAAAGUUGGUCCGGCCGCCAGUGUUGCCGAUCUCGAGGCCAAGGUGAAGAAAGCGGAGGAAAACCUGGCAGCAAAGACGCAAGAGUUGAAGACGGCCAUUGACGAAAGAAAUCUUUUGCAACAGACAAUCGAUGGCGAAAGACGACGAUCCAGCCAAUACUUUCGCAUCAAGAAAAGCCAUGUCAAGACGCUUUCCGCCGGAGUUGCAGCACUUGUCGCCUGGAAAUAUACUCCAAAGCUGAUGCAUAUGGGUGCCCGAUGGUCUGCACCUAGACUGCAACAACUGGGUCGUUAUUUAGCCAAUGUCACCAACGAGCCGGCUUACCAGCUGGGCAACGCCACCACCGAGGUGGUUCACCAGUUAGCCAAUGUCACCAACGAGCCGGAUUACCAGCUGGGCAACGCCACCACCGAGGUGAUUCACCAGUUAGGCAAUGUCACCAACGAGCCGGCUUACCAGCUGGGCAACGCCACCACCGAGGUGGUUCACCAGUUAGCCAAUGUCACCAACGAGCCGGAGUACCAGCUGGACAAUGCCACCGCCGAGUUGUUUGACGACCUAGGCGACGCUUGA